Molecule: messenger RNA, 3399 nt
Organism: Drosophila innubila
Lineage: Eukaryota; Metazoa; Arthropoda; Insecta; Diptera; Drosophilidae
Product: mediator of RNA polymerase II transcription subunit 15-like
Exons: 6
Coding region: 679-2079 (466 amino acids)
Source: RefSeq, a predicted model, not a curated record
AUUUCCUUAGCAAUCCGCUGGCUUUUCACUUAGUAGCAUACAUCGAAGGCAAACAUAUCGCGCGGCCAACGCGAACGAAGAACGAAGAACGAAAUUCGAAUUAGAUAUAGAAAUAGAUAUUUAAUUGCGAAAUAGAAAUUGAUUUAACAAAUUAUUUGCCCCAAUCAAUAUUCAAAUUCAAACAAACAAAGAAAAACCAAAUCAAAAAAAUUAAAACAAAAAAUUACUCAAAAAUAAAUCUAAAUAAAUAACCAUAACGAAACGCGCGCCAGCAAAAUUUGUUGCCAAAAAAUAAUCUUCAUAUAAAUUUCACCUCAACGAUAAUUUUGUUUUGUGGUGUUCCAACGCAAAUCUUGAUCAACCUUCAAUAAUUGAGCGUAUCAAUUAAUUAAUUUUGCAUUACAUAACGAACCGAAUAUCAUCAUAUCAUCAUUGGAAUUGUGUGUGAAAAUUCACACACACAUCUCUGGUUAUUUUAUACGCAAAGAAAGAAAAAAAAAACACAAAAUAAUAAAAACAAAUUAAGAAAAAGAAAUAUCAUUUUUAUUUUUACGCGGCGCUCGAUCAUAAAUAAACGUUGCCAACAAACGCGGCGCAAGAUAUAAAAGCAAAUUUAUAGAGAAAUUCGUGAAAUUCGUGAAAAAGUAAAACCCCAACAACAACAGCAACAACAACAACAUGGGCGCACAGUGGAGAGUCAUUAACGAGAACUACAAGAAUCUGGAGGGUUACAAGCGUGUCGCCUGGCCACCAGCCUCUGAGGAGCGCAUUGUGCGUGAAUUCACGCCGCAACCACAGCAGAGUCCGGCUCCGGGUAGCGGUGGAUAUUAUCCACAGGCCACGGCCAGUGGCAAUGCUGCACCACCUCAGGUUCCCAUUUAUAACAACGUUCAGCCUCGAACCCAGCAACAACCUCAACAACCCACUCAACAACAACCACCUCAACCUCAGCAACACUACCAGCAACAAUACCAUCAGCAACAAGCUGCACAAAAUGUUUAUGGUCCAAACACUAACUAUGCAUCAAACGGUUAUGCUCCAGCAGCAACAGUUGCCGCUCCACCUGCAACUGCAACUGCAAAUGCCACUCAAGUCCCAGCUAAUAACUAUAACUAUCCACAACAACCCAUCCAAUACACACAGGCACAGUUCAAUAGGCAACCAUCGAGGGAGCCUGCCCCAGUACCACAGCAGCAGCAGCAGCAGCAACAACAACAACAGCCUCAGCAGCAACAUUAUCAGCCAACUUAUCAACAACAGCAACAACAGCCCAUUCAUGCCGUAGACAAUGUGGGCGGUGGCUGGAAGCACAUUGGUGCACCUUCGCCCAAGACACACAGCGAUUUCACAGCUGCUGGUGUUGCACCAACAGCUGCCUAUCCCUCGUACCAGCAGCAGCAGCAACAGCAACAACAAUACCCACAUCAGCAACAAUAUCAAGCGCCAUCCAGCGAUAACCACCAGCAACAGCAGCAGCAACCACUGCAGCAACAUCAGCCAGCACCACAGCACUGGCAACAGCAACAGCAACAACACCAACCGCAACCGCAACAGCAAUAUCAGGCUCCUUAUCAGACGUCUCCUUAUCAGCAACAGCAGCAGCAGCAGCAACCCCAAAAUUAUCCACAACAAAAUGGUGGUGCUAACUAUGCUCAACCACAAUACAAUUCUUAUUCGCAGCCUCAGCAACUGCAACCACAGCAGCAACAACAAUUGCCAUACUCGCAGGAUCAGACCGAUCUGCAGCAACAUAGCUAUCGUGGCGCCAGUCCUGGCAUCAUAACCCUUCGCAAGGAGGCGCCCGUCUCGCAGCAACCUGCACCAGUCUACACUUCGCAGCCUGCCGCCGUCAGCUAUCAGGGAGGCAGCAAAUUGCGCGGAGAUUUGAAAUGGCCACCACAGGAGUACAAGGAGGCUGCUGUGCGUGAGAAUGAGGAGCGUCGCCUGUUGGCGUUGGGCCCUGUCUGCCGUCCCCGUAGAGUCAAUCGUGACUACACUACCUUCUUUGCCAAGCACCAAUUGAACUGCACCUAUCCUAGCUACAAGGUGCCACCAGGCACCCAGCAUAUGUUUGGUUAAGUUCGGAUCAAAAGAAGGAAGGAAAUUAAGAAGAUGAACAACAUAAAAAAAUAUAUAUAUCAAUGGAACCCACUUCAUAUAAUACUAAAAACGAUCAUGUAAAUGUUACUAAAACGACAACUAACGAAUGAAACUAUAUACUAUAAAAAAAACUAUUUAUGUAUAUUGUUCUACUAAUUUUAAAAGCUACUAACAAAGCAACUAUAUAUACGUAUCUAUAUAUCUAUCUAUCUAUUUAUCAUUAUUUAUAUAAUUAUGCCAAAACGAAACGAAUAUCAGGGUACGAAGUAUACCCAAUACUUCGGGCAUCUGAUUGGAGAUCAUAUAUCAGCAUGAUAAUGAUGGUAUAUGAGCAACAUGAUGAUGAUAAAGUAAAAGAUUCUAUUUUUCUAUGCUGCAUACGAAAUAUAUUGGAGCAUAUGCAUAAAGAUAAACAAAAAAAAUACUUUUAAAGUAUGAUUUAUGUUUGCCAAUAAUAAUUAUACUUAAGUUGAUAUACUAGAAACGAAACCUAGCAAAUGAAACGGAUAUGAUAUGGAAAAUGAAAAACUUUGUUAUGCUUUAUUAUUAUACAUAUUUUAUAUUUGUAAAAACGAACUAACAUAUCUAUCUAUUAUUAUAUAUUUACGCAAUGUUUUACUAUAACGACCGUGUGGGCAGUUUCGCCUAGAGCCACGCCUAUUUAGCUCCGAUUCUAGUUAAUAUGUUGGGAUGAAUAAACUGUAAAUUGAAUCGAUAAUAUCCACGCAUAUAAACAGGAAUCUAGGCGAGAUUAAGGACGGUUUCUAGACGCUGCUCUUUAAACGUGUCUCAUUGUUAAAAUAGUUUGAGUUUGCAUGCUUUUGUCUUUAUUUUGUUAAUACUAUACAUAUAAAUUUAUGUGUAUGUAUAUUUACGAAUUUAUUGUUAACGAGCAUAUUAUAAAAAAUGUCAAUCAACCGCUAAGUAAGUUAUACACCAUCAAGAUUAUGGAUAAAUUGAAAGAUCGUAUUGUCAGAAUGUACACUAGAAUUGUAAUUGCCUCGAAGCGAUAUCCUGAGGAUUGCAUAUCAACGUCCUUCUCCCCGGCAGGCAAUAAUAUGAGGAUGCCUUUGUCUGUUGUACGCGGAGUUGGCCAAAGUUCUGUGCGCUUCCUUUGGAGUCGCUUCGAUGGCUCAAAAUACUCUCAGACUCAGACUUACCUAAACAAAAUAAUGAUCAGCAAUGUCAAAACUAUGAAAUGGAUUUACCUUAUGUAUACAAUUUGUUGUAUAACUAUAAACAAUGAACAAUGAAAACUAAAAUAAAUGGCAAGUUUUUGAAUACUCGCGACGAGAAGAG